Molecule: messenger RNA, 1812 nt
Organism: Lachancea mirantina
Lineage: Eukaryota; Fungi; Ascomycota; Saccharomycetes; Saccharomycetales; Saccharomycetaceae
Source: the annotation of a GenBank genome assembly
AUGUUUUACGAAGUAGUUUUCAAAUUUUUUAUCACUGUUGACGUUAAUGUUCGUCUCCAGUGCUUUAACGAACUGUAUACAUUAGAGACCAAAAGUUUUCAAGCCUCGAUGUACCCUAGUAAAAACAGCGACGUUAGCGUGAUGGCAGAGAAUCAAGAGGCACAGGGCAACCUUGAGGCGAGCGGUGCACCUCCGAUGCUGCCGCAUUUGCAGCAGCAGCAGCAGCAGCAAGAGAUCUCAAAGAUCGACUACGAGCAAGAGGCUCAAAAACUAGAAGACAAGGCGACACGAUUUUUAGCGAAACAGACGCAUCCCGUGAUAGUACCAUCGUUUGCCUCUUGGUUUCAAUUCUCUGAGGUACAUGAGAUAGAGCGAAGGAUGUUGGCGGAUUUUUUCGAUGAUUCGUCGCGUUUCAAGAGCGAAAAGGGGUAUAAAGACGUCCGGAACUUUAUGGUCAACACUUACCGGCUCUCACCUUAUGAAUACCUAACGAUUACGGCGGUGAGGAGGAACGUAGCAAUGGAUGUUGCAUCUAUUGUUCGAAUUCAUGCUUUUCUCGAGCAAUGGGGUCUCAUCAAUUAUCAAGUUGAUCCGCGUUCCAAGCCCUCUCUCGUGGGACCCAGCUUUACGGGUCACUUCCAGGUUGUGCUAGAUACGCCUCAAGGCUUGAAGCCGUUUGUGCCCCCAGUAUUGGAAGACGUUCAGAAUGAAGACAAUGAAAAUAACGGUCAAGAAGAGCAGCAGCAGCAGCAGCAGCUGGAGACGAACUCGUCUGAUGAGAAAUCAGAAAAUAAAAAUAGCGUGCCAAAGUUCAAGGAACCCGAAUCUUUUCCUGUGAACCUUUCAUUAAGGAAAAACGUUUUUGAUAAUACACAAGAUUUCAACUCGUUGCAGAAUGACUCGCAACAGUCUAAGCAAGUUCACAAGACCUACGUAUGCCAUACGUGUGGUAACGAUGCCGUGGGUGUACGGUACCACAAUCUGCGAUCUCGCGACACAAAUCUGUGCUCGCGUUGCUUCCAGGAGGGUCAUUUCAGUGCACAUUUCUCAUCCUCGGACUUUUUACGUCUGGAGAAUAGUAACAACGUCAAGAAACAAUGGUCGGAUCAAGAAGUUCUAUUGCUUCUGGAAGGUAUAGAGAUGUAUGAGGACAAUUGGGAAAAGGUGACGGAACACGUCGGAGGAUCUAAAACCCUAGAAGAAUGCGUUGAAAAGUUUUUGGUGCUACCUAUCGAGGACAAAUAUAUCAAUGAAGUGGCUGCUCCCAGGCUGGCUCACCACCAGUCCGCUACUGCGUCCACCACCACCACCACGAAGCCCAAACUUGAGGUCAAAGACGUAGUUGAUGCCGCAGUUGAUGCACUGCUUAAGGGCCAAAAUUCUUCCUAUCUAACGACCAACCUUCACGACAAUUCAACAAAACUAUCAGAAAAAUAUUUGCAAGAAGCGCAAUUGACGGUCCAGGAUCUUGUCAAUUUGACCUUAAAGAAGAUCGAUCGCAAGAUGGAAAAUCUUGACGUGCUUGAACAAGCACUAAAGCUGGAAUCAGAAAAAUACUCUAAAGAGUCUGAGAGGCUACUUAAUGAAAAGUUAUCUCUUGGCAAGCAAGUUUCGGACUUAAACGAAGAGUUAUCUAAAUUAAAUGUCUCCAAGAAACUGGUUAUGUUGUCCGAGCAGGCCGCCUCUGGGAUCAAACUCGUAGAAAAGCAAGAAGAGAGUCAGAACAUGAUAAGGUUGGUCAAAAAUUCAGAUGACUUGCCCAGCAUUUCGCAUGUGAAUCCUCGGCAGUAUAAACCAUGGUCUUUGAGCUGA